Molecule: messenger RNA, 1998 nt
Organism: Pseudozyma flocculosa PF-1
Lineage: Eukaryota; Fungi; Basidiomycota; Ustilaginomycetes; Ustilaginales; Ustilaginaceae
Exons: 1
Coding region: 1-1998 (665 amino acids)
Source: RefSeq, a predicted model, not a curated record
AUGACGCCGACCAGCGGCGACGGCGACGUCGACGGCCGACAUAUCACCGACGCCGCCGUCAUCGUCGACGAGCGCCCCCUUCCGCCGCGCCAACUGACUCUUGCAUCGACGCCGCCGCUACCAGCGCGGCUGAGUCAGUUCAUACGACCGCAGCAAGGAGAGGUACAACAGCCGUCGGUCGCAACGGUCUCCGAGCGCCUGCAGAGAGCCAGGAUCGACCACCUUCGACACAGGCGCAACGUCGAAGACGAGCAGCUGCGCAAGCAGAGGCGCCAGCAGGACCACGCCGUUCCCAGCGGCAGCACACAAGCUGUGUCUUCCACCGCGGCCAGGCCAAAGACAUCGUCGGCACUUCCGCCCCUGGCUUCCGGAAGCAACCCGGGGCUCGCCUUUCUCUCCCACACCUCACUGAAUCAGCAGGAGCGGGACCAGAGGCUGCGCAACAGGCAGAUCCAAAGGCGAAUCGCCGGCCCAAUCCCGCCGCAGAGCUGGAGGCAAGACGACAAUAGCAACAGCGGCCAAGGACCAGACAAUGAAGAUGCGACGCUGCGAUCAAGAUCCUCACACGCCCAGAUAGAAGCUCGCAUCGAAACGAGGAAACGAGCCGUCCUAGCUCGCCGCCACAGGGUCUGCAGCGCCCUCCGCGCCCUUCUCGACGAGCGAGAUGAAGCCACGUCCCAGGUUCGCCUCGCACAACGACUGCCAACGCUGCGCAACAUGGCGCUGUGUGCAAUAGCAGCUCUGGCCAUACCAACUUCGAACCAAGGCUCCAAGGCACAACGUCGCUACCGUGCUGAGCUCUUUGACCUCUCGAUCGACCACAUCCCGCCUCACCUUCGGCGAACCAUGGCGACGCUCUGCGGUCGACAGGCCCGCGUUCUUGGAGCCACCGCCGAAACCCUCCUGAGCUUGCUGCGACCGACACAUGCAAGGACCGGCGCCGUUCUCAAGUCCACGGCGUCCUUGCGCCCCGACUCGGCUAGCGCCAACGAGGCCGGCAGUGACGACGAUGACGACGAUGAUGGCGCAGACUGGGACGCCGAGGAUGACGAGCCGGUCGCACAGCUGGUGGCGCAAAAACCGAAGUCUACACCCGAAUCUAGCCGCUGGACAGCCAACCUGGUCGACCUGUCGUACUAUGAUCUCCUCGGCCCUGCUCAGGUCCGGUCGGUGCUCAACAGCAACCUCGUCGUCGCAAACUCGCACGUCAACCUCCGUGCGUUGAGCCUCGCGGGCUUCCGCCUCGACUUUGCCGAUCCCGACGCGCUCCUCCGCAUCCUUGCAAAACUCGCCAAUCUCGAGCUGCUGAGCCUCGCCGGGUCGUCCGGAUCAAGCAGCUCCGCCCUCGACCAUGGCAUGUUUCUCAAGCGGCUCAGCCGGGCGACACCACGGCUGCAGGUCCUGGACCUUUCCUACUGCGCCUGGGUCGACUCGCAAGCCGUCUGCUGCGUCUCGUGGUCGGAAUGGCCCAGGCUCGAUCAUCUCGUGCUCAAGGGCUGCGAGCCCUUGCAGCAUCCGGUCGUGGUGUCGUGUGAGCGAGAGGACCUCGACGCGCCGCCGGAACUCCCGGACGCCUCUGUGGGCGACGGCAGGGGAGUGGCGGCUGCCAACUUUGUCGCUCCCUGGCACGCCCUGCAUCAUGGCCAGGGACGACGCGACGGUCAGGCCUCCACGGUCCGGUCGUCGGUCCUCGUCGCGACACGACCGGGCAUCCUACCCGGCACGGGCGCGACCUCACAGAGCGCCGCAGCUUCGGAUGGCGGACGCCACGAGGACGCGGUACGCGCGCUGACCCGCCAGGCGAGCGCAAGUUGGACGGCGGGCAGGGUCAGAGGCUCCGGGCACACCAAGGCGGUGUCGUACACGCAAUCGUUCGUGCGGUGUCCGACGAGCGGCAAGGAAGUGGAACAAUGGCAGUGGGAGCGGGCGAUGGUCCUGGAUGCCGUCAGAGGAAGGCUCAAGGGUGGCGGGCGAAGGUGGGUCGAGGUGUGGUUCUGA